Molecule: messenger RNA, 981 nt
Organism: Fusarium coffeatum
Lineage: Eukaryota; Fungi; Ascomycota; Sordariomycetes; Hypocreales; Nectriaceae
Exons: 2
Coding region: 1-981 (326 amino acids)
Molecular function (GO): hydrolase activity
Source: RefSeq, a predicted model, not a curated record
AUGGUCUCUAAUCUUCAAACCAAGAGCAUCACCACGUCCGAUGGACGAAAAUAUACCUACGACUACGUCCCAGCAAAGGAAAACAAAUCAACCGUCCUUCUAAUUCAUGGCUACCCUGCUACCCGCCAUGACUGGAAGUACCAAAUCGAAGAUCUCUCCACAGCAGGCUACGGUGUCGUAGCACCAGAUUGUCUCGGAUAUGGAGAUAGUGACAUGCCCCUCGAGAUUGAAGCCUACAAUCUGAAAGAUAUGAGUAAGCAUCUAACAGAAAUCCUCGACAAUGAAGGUCUGGAUAAGGUUGUCGGGGUCGGUCAUGACUGGGGCGUCAGUAUUGUAUCACGCGCCGUUGUCUGGCAUCCUGACCGCUUUGAAAAGGUUGUUUUUCUCUCACUUGGAUAUGGCCCGCCGGGAAUCUUGUUGGAUAUCGAUACCAUCAAUGCGAAAAGCCUCAAAGAAUUUGGGAACAUGCCAUUUGGAUACUUUUACUUUUUCAAUUCUCACGAUGGGGCAAGUCUUGCUGCUCAACAUCUUGAGUCAUUCUUCCACUUAGUAUUCCCCGCCGAGAACCUCAAAUGGACAGAGAAUCUCGGUGCCCUAGGCGCAGCUCGUGCAUGGCUUAACAACAACACAAUCACCCCUCUGCCCAGCUACAUGACCGAAGAAGACAAAGCCGCCUGGAUGGCAGAGUUCAGCAAACCAAAUGCAACAGAGACGUCAAUGAACUACUAUAAAGCUCUUCUUCGCGGCGUCAAUGUCAAGGAUGAAGAGAAUUUGACCAAUGAGGAUCGUACCCUGCAUGUUCCCGUGCUCACUGUCGGUGGUUCGGAGGAUGUAGUUGCGCGUCCAGAGAACAUGGGCCUUAGUACGAGACCGUUUGCUGCUGCUGGAUGGACAGACAAGGUGGUCAAUGCGGGACAUUGGAUGAUGUAUGAAGAUCGAGAGGGACUGAAGGAUGCUCUGCUCGACUUUCUCAAGCAGUAA